This is a messenger RNA of Cannabis sativa, 942 nucleotides long. RefSeq names its product putative disease resistance protein RGA4. Gene Ontology annotation, biological process: defense response to fungus. Gene Ontology annotation, molecular function: ADP binding. Bases 1 to 942 code for a protein of 313 amino acids. NCBI's taxonomy places the organism in Eukaryota, Viridiplantae, Streptophyta, Magnoliopsida, Rosales, Cannabaceae. The transcript is spliced from 2 exons. The record is from RefSeq and is a predicted model, not a curated record.
AUGGCGGAAGGAAACCUUGUGGGCGUUGUUGAUCGGAUUCAACGAUUGUUGGAGUGUUUAGAUUUGAAGGAUAUUACAGAAAAACAGAGACUUGAUGAGAUUAAGAAAGAUUUCUCAAUGCUACGAGGUUCAUUUGAUGAUGCAGAGUUGAAGAAGAAGCUUUAUAGUGAUAAGUUACUAUUAAAAGAUUCACUUGCUGAUGUUGAUGACUUACUCACAAAAAUGUUGGCACUCACUUGGAGAACACGCCACGUGUCAGCACCCAAAAAGCUAAUCAUGAUGAUGAAGAUGAUGAUGAAUACCACCACUGCUUUCUUCAACUCAAUCUCUUCCAAAAUGGACAACGCCAUGCAAAUCGUGAGACAGCUACAAAACUCAUCGGUUCCAGAGGCAGAGGCAGAGGCAGAGGAAGAGCAGAGAGGAAAUGUUGGUGGAGAAAUUAUAGUUGUGGGAAGGGAUCAUCACCUAGCACAAAUCACAGAAAAGUUGUUGAAGAAGGAUGAUGAUGAUGUUGAAGACAAGAAUUUAAUGGUGAUUCCAAUUGUGGGUAUUGGAGGAGUAGGCAAAACAAUAAUUGCUAUGCUCAUUUGUGAUGACCAAAGGGUAAAAUCACAUUUUGAUCUUACAAUUUGGGUGUCUCUUGGUGUUGCCUUUGAUGUAAAAGCCAUUAUGAAACAAAUUAUUUCAUUUAUAACACAUAAUUACCCAACUAUCUCUGAUUUUAAGGAAUUGCAAGCUCUUGUUUUUUCAGAAAUAAGGCGAAAGCGAUUUCUCCUUGUUCUUGAUGAUGUCCCGCCCAAUGUUGAUGAACAAUCAUGGAAGGUGCUAACAAGUGAGAUACUAUCAGUUGGUACAAAUGGAAGUAGAAUUAUUGUAACUACUCGUCAUACAAAGGUUGCAGAGAUUACUGGUAAAAACCAACUAUAUCACUUAGAGGAGUGA